Molecule: messenger RNA, 633 nt
Organism: Fulvia fulva
Lineage: Eukaryota; Fungi; Ascomycota; Dothideomycetes; Mycosphaerellales; Mycosphaerellaceae
Exons: 2
Coding region: 1-633 (210 amino acids)
Source: RefSeq, a predicted model, not a curated record
AUGAGCAGCAAGCAGCCGACAGAGCAGAAACCAUGCUUCUUCCUCAAGAUCGCCGGCGAGCUCCGCAAUCGCAUCUACCGCGAAGUGCUCCUGCAGCCAGCGCCGAUCGAUUACGGAGAUAAGGGCUACAUUCGCCCAGCUCUCCUCAACACCUGCAAGGCAAUCCGCUCAGAGGCCUUGAAGAUCUACUACUACGAGAACUCCUUCCACACCGACGUUUGGGCUUACAACGCCUCGGGGAUGUACCGAUUCCGCACCUCACUCGAGCCGAUUGGAGUCAAUUAUGAGAAGAUCGAGGAGAUGACUACUACGUGCUUUGACCUGGCUUCUUGGAGCAAUCUGAUGGAGUGGUUGCGCCAGUAUCAUGCCGAUCUGAACGACUGGAGGAUCACGUACAAGGAGGAGGAAGACGAAGACUACGAUCGUGCGAGGCUCCAAGAAGCUCUCAGUCAAAUGUUCGACGUCGUGGAGGGGCUGGGAGGAAUGGAAUGGGAGCAGGUCGAGCAAGAGAUGGGGAGUCUUGACAUGCUGGAAAGUCAGUUCAUUGGCCUGAUUCUAAACAAGACACCCUCAUUGUCGCUGAUUGAGGCGCUUGACUCAGUGCAGUCAGGCGCUUUUGCGCCAACGAGCUGA